This is a messenger RNA of Panicum hallii, 1053 nucleotides long. RefSeq names its product BTB/POZ and MATH domain-containing protein 2-like. Gene Ontology annotation, biological process: protein ubiquitination. The record is from RefSeq and is a predicted model, not a curated record. NCBI's taxonomy places the organism in Eukaryota, Viridiplantae, Streptophyta, Magnoliopsida, Poales, Poaceae. The transcript has a single exon. The coding region runs from base 1 to 1053 and encodes 350 amino acids. Gene Ontology annotation, molecular function: protein binding.
AUGUCGACAUGGACCUCCGGGAGGGAGCAAGGCACCAAUGUUUUCCACAUCUGCGGGUACAGCCAGCACAGGAGCACCGCCGCCGGCGAAAAGAAGAAGACCAUCUUGUCCAGCACGUUCUCCGUCGGCGGCCACAACUGGGCCGUUCUCUUCCACCCCGACGGAUGGAGCUCCGGCGACGAAAUCGUAGCUGGCCUCGUGCUAACGACCAGGCGCGUCAAGGUGAGGGCCUCCUACGAGCUGCAGCUGGUCGACCGGAGCACCGGGCUGUCGGUUUCGGUGCACAAGGAGACACCGAGGUGCUUCCACUUCGACGCCAAAGAUCACCGCAGCUUCAUCUCGUUCUUCAUGAAAAAAAGGAGUCUUUUUGAAUCGCCUGCCUACCUACGGGAUGAUUGCCUCACAAUGGAAUGCACUGUCACUGUCAUCAAGGAGCCCAGGAGGACUGAAACCAAGUCCCUUACCAAAAUUCAGGUGCCGCGGUCUGAUCUCUCAGGGCAUUAUGCCAAGCUGUGGGAAGACAAGGUGGGGGUGGAUGUCACUCUCAGUGCAGGAGGAGAGGAAUUCGCAGCGCACAAGGUUGUCCUCGCCGCGCGCUCUCCUGUCUUCAGAGCACAGCUCUAUGGACCCAUGAGGGAGACAGGGACAGAGCCCAUAAGCAUCGAGGAUGUGCAGCCUGCAGUUUUCAGGGAGCUGCUCCAUUUCAUCUACACCGACUCUCUGCCCCCUUUGGACCAUCUCAAGGCUGAUGAUCGAACCGACCUGAUCCGUCACUUGCUCGUGGCUGCGGACCGGUAUGGCAUGGAGAGGCUAAGUCUGAUGUGCCAAAGCAUUCUCUGCGAAAACCUCUGUGCGGAGACCGUGGCAACCACGUUUGCUUUAGCUGAUCAGCAUCAUUGUGACGUGCUUAAGGAUGCUUGCUUGGAGUUUAUCACCUGUUCAACUGCUAUGGACGCUGUGAAGAAUACCCAAGGCUACAAGAAUCUGAAAAGAACCUGUCCACCUGAUGUAGUUGAAGCGUUCGAGAAGACGUCUAGGUUUCGUAAAGCAUGA